Molecule: messenger RNA, 1333 nt
Organism: Telopea speciosissima
Lineage: Eukaryota; Viridiplantae; Streptophyta; Magnoliopsida; Proteales; Proteaceae
Product: kinetochore protein SPC24 homolog
Exons: 6
Coding region: 539-1141 (200 amino acids)
Biological process (GO): regulation of chromosome segregation
Source: RefSeq, a predicted model, not a curated record
GGAUAAAUCAGGGAUAUUGUUGAUUCAAUGUGUACAUUGAGCUUUGAAGUAGAGAUUGAGCCAUAAGGCAUGGUGUGGUGGUCAUUUAGGAGUACUUGUGAAGCUAGCCUGCAGUAAGAGCUUUGGUUGCUUCUUGUGAGAACUUUUCAUGGCAUGGAUUUGUCAAGAUGUAAGCUUACCACAGUGAUAAAACCACCAUAGAGCCGAGCCCAAAACCUUAAUUCUCCUAUAAAAUUCUAACAAUAUUGGAGCCAUAGACUCAAAUAGGAUUCACGAUGCCUACAUUUUUGUUGAAAUUGAAAUAUUGGGAUUAUGACCACAAUUAUCUGGAAUUCUAAUGCCUCUCAAAGCUGAUCAAUCUGCGAUGAAUUUUUUCUUGAGAAUGAGAUUUAGAAAAGUUAUUUCUGUCACUUUAUUUGUCAAGUAUAAGGCAUAUUAACUUUUCAUGAAUUCUUGGAUUUCAGAGCUUGCUUUAAUAUUUGUUGGAAGUUUGUUGGUGUGGUCCUAAGGGAGAAAAAGGUGAACUCUAGUGCUUCCAAUGGGUGAUUUUGCUCUCAAACUUGAUGUUGACAAGGUCAUUUCAUAUGGUGAUGAUCUCCUAGAAUGCCUCAAAAACAAAAGGGACCUCAAUACUUUGAAACAAUAUCUAGAUGGAGUCAACAUGCUUCAAUCAUCAUGUGAGACAGAUUUCUCUGAGAUUAAGAACUUAUUGGAAGAGUAUGAGACAAGGAUAACUGAGUGCAAGAAAAAGAUAGAUAAUGCAAAAUCUGAAGUUGUUGCUGAUGCAGAUAUUGACUCUCUUCAGAAAGAGUUGCUAGAGGAACUUAAUAAGGAGAAUAACCUUUGGGAGGAGUUUAGAAUUGUCAGUGAUGAGAUGAGUUAUCUGGAACAUCAGAGGGUUUCCAUUGAAGGACGGAAGCAAAUACUGAAGAACAUUGAGAAAGACGAAUUAAGGGCACGGAUGGAGCUUUCUAUGUAUGCUUCAGUGACAAAGAUCAUCCCAGAUCUGGCUGACCAAACGCAAAUUUCAGGCCAUAUUGUGGAUAGGGACAAAAGGAUUGUUGAGAAGUUUGAAUUUGAACCAUCGAAGGUAUCCCCCUUGGAGAUGUGCAAUGACUUUUGGAAAAUGAUUAAUCAGUAAGAGGUGAUUGACUCCAUCCUUUUAUGAUGAUAAAUGUAAUGCAGUUGUAUUUUAUAUUUGUAUAUAUUAAUCUUUUAUGUUCUGUUUCAUUACAUAACUACUCCAGAGAUAAUGUUCUUGUUUGUUUUCUUUCUUUUUUUCAAGUGAAAUGUUGUUCUUAUUUGCAUUCCUGUCUCUUAAGGAAUGCUGUUC